Molecule: messenger RNA, 825 nt
Organism: Vitis vinifera (wine grape)
Lineage: Eukaryota; Viridiplantae; Streptophyta; Magnoliopsida; Vitales; Vitaceae
Product: probably inactive leucine-rich repeat receptor-like protein kinase At5g48380
Exons: 2
Coding region: 1-825 (274 amino acids)
Biological process (GO): protein phosphorylation
Molecular function (GO): ATP binding; protein kinase activity
Source: RefSeq, a predicted model, not a curated record
AUGAGUUAUGAAGAAGUCUACAGAGCAACCAACGGUUUCAGCCAGGACAAUGUCGUAGGGACGGGCGACACAGGGACGACAUACAAGGCAGCCCUCCCAGAUGGAUUGUUACUUGCUGUCAAGAGCAUGGACACUGAGAGAGUCUUGGUCUACAAAUUUAUGUCAAAUGGGAACCUUUUCGAUCUGCUGCAUCGUAUGCAGGUCAAGGACAGGGUCUUGGACUGGCCUUUGAGGGUAAAAAUAGCAGUUGGCCUAGCCAGAGGCUUGGCAUGGCUCCAUUGCAACAGAAAUUUCCAAGUAUGCCACCACAACAUAAGCUCAAAGUGUAUCUUACUUGAUCAGAACUUUGAUCCCAAGAUAUCAAACUUUGGAGGGGCGAGGCUUAUGAACUCAAAUCACAAGGGCUCAAAUGGGAGUUCCUUUCUGAAUGGUGAGGCUCCAGAGCACAAGGAUGUAUACGGUUUCGGUAUUGUGCUUCUUGAGCUGGUUACAGGGGAGGAACCAAGCAAAGUGACUAGUCAACUAGGAGUUUGCUCUUUUGGUUUCUAUGAGGCUAUAGGUAAAUCUCUGAUUGGGCAGGGAUACGAUGGUGAGAUUUUUCAGUUCCUUAGAGUUGCAGGUAGUUGCAUUCGGCCUAUCCAAGAUGGAAGACCAACAAUGCUUGAUGUAUACAAAACAUUAAGGGCUGCAGGGGAGAGACACAGCCAGCUCACAGAUGAUUCUGAUUUUGAUUCUGAUGCAUCAACACAAACGGUAAUUUCUGCUACAAAUACUAGUUAUAGAAACAAACAAAUGGGAGCUGAAAUAACAGAGGAGAUUGAAUGA